Entelurus aequoreus (snake pipefish) is the source of this 2386-nucleotide messenger RNA. RefSeq names its product zinc finger protein 277 (gene znf277). The record is from RefSeq and is a predicted model, not a curated record. Lineage: Eukaryota; Metazoa; Chordata; Actinopteri; Syngnathiformes; Syngnathidae. The transcript is spliced from 12 exons. Bases 91 to 1410 code for a protein of 439 amino acids.
CCGGGUGAACAUGAACUAUGCAUGACGUCAUGAGAGCGCCAGCUAAUGAUUGGUCAAUUCACAGCUGUUGUGAUCAUGUGAUGCAGAAAGAUGGCUGCCAGAGAAAGAAGCGAAGAUAGUCUGGACCACAUCCUGGAGCCGUUGUGUUUACCGGAGCCAGCAGCAGAUGCAUGUUCUGAUGCUCCAAGUCCACAUUGUCCACAGUCGCUGGCAUGUCUCUUCUGCUCAGAAUCGCUUCCUGUGACGCAGAAGGACGGCCUUCUCAAACACCUGGUGCUGGAGCACAAGUUGGUCAUUGCUGAUGUGAAACUCAUCGCCGACCUCCCAAAGUACCUGCUGUACUGGAAAGGUAGAUUUUUGGAGCAGCCCAUCACUGAUUUCUGCAGCGUGAUAAAGACCAACUCCACCGGGCCCAUUGAACAACAGGAGCACUACUUCCUGCUGUGUGACGUCCUUCCGGAAGACCGAAACCUGCGAGAGAAGCUGCAGCAGAAACGACUGGUGGAAGUCCUGGAGCAGCAGCAGAAGGAGCGAGAAGACUGCAGCUUCCGUCGCGUCUGCAUGUUCUGCAAUGACGAGUUCACCGGAAACAGGUCAUCGCUGCUCAAUCACAUGGCCAGAGAACACGCCUUCAGCAUCGGGCUGCCCGACAACAUCGUGUACUGCGACGAGCUGCUGGACACAUUGCAGAGCAAAGUGGACAACAUGCAGUGUUUGUACUGUGAGAAAACCUUCCGAGACAAAGUAACGCUGAAGGACCACAUGAGGAAAAAAGCUCAUCGCCGCAUCAACUGCAACAACCAGCAGUAUGACCGUUUCUAUGUCAUCAACUAUCUGGAACUCGGGAAGACCUGGGAGCAAGUGCAGAGCGAGGACGACCGUGAGCUUGUGGAUGAUGAAGACGACGACUGGUCCGACUGGCGGUCUCAUCCGGUCUCGGUUGUGUGUUUGUUCUGCGCCCAUCAAUCGGAGACCAUGCAGCAGAUCUGCGCCCACAUGAAGGAAGUACACGGCUUUGAUCUCCAUCAGCUGAGGACUCAGCUCAACCUCGGGUUCUACCAGCAGGUCAAACUAGUCAACUUCAUCCGCCGGCAGAUCCACCAGAACCGCUGCUACGCCUGUCAGGGCAAGUUCCAGUCCAGAGGCGACGUGUUGCGCCACAUCGUGGACGAAGGUCACGUGAUGGAUCUGCCGCCCGUGUCGGCGUGGAACCAACCACAGUACUACUUCCCCACCUACGAGAACGACGCCCUCCUGUGCACGUUAUGCGACAGCGACGGCGAUCAAAGUGAAGAAAACAAUCUGGACAACGGCGUUCCUGUCAUCGCUGAGGACGACUUGGAGCUGAGACGUGCGAAGGAGGAGAGCGUCCUCAGUAAGCUGCUCAAGAACACGACUACGUCACACUAGAUCAGAGGUGUCUGACAAUCUGAUUGCUGCAAAUUCGACGCCAUGUUAUGGACAAUGAAUUGUGGUUUGAAGUGUACAUAGCACAGCAUUUACUUAUAUGACCCAAAUCAAACAACCUUCCUUACACAUGGCACAAAAAACCUGCAACUAACACAAAAAGUCAACACAUACGGUCACACAUAAUACAACCUGCUCACUGAACUGUACAAAAAAGACCCACAAUAAUAAAAAAAAAAAUCUAAAUUACACCUCUUUGAAUCCAUUACAAUGCAUGGUGGGGAAAAAGGCAAAACACUCUUUCCAUGUUUGAUGCAUUUUAGCUGCUUGAUAUUUCUGAUUGGGCAGCAUGGUGGCACAGGGGUUAGUGCAUGCGCCUCAUAAUACGAAGGUCCUGAGUAGUCCUGAGUUCAAUCCCGGGCUCGGAUCUUUCUGUGUGGAGUUUGCAUGUUCUCCCCGUGACUGCGUGGGUUCCCUCCGGGUACUCCGGCUUCUUCCCACCUCCAAAAACAUGCACCUGGGGAUAGGUUGAUUGGCAACACUAAAUUGGCCCUAGUGAGUGAAUGUGAGUGUGAAUGUUGUCUGUCUAUCUGUGUUGGCCCUGUGAUGAGGUGGCGACUUGUCCAGGGUGUACCCCGCCUUCCGCCCGAAUGCAGCUGAGAUAGGCUCCAGCGACCCCCCGUGACCCCAAAAGGGACAAGCGGUAGAAAAUGGAUGGAUGGAUGGACAUGUAAAAUGAUUCACCUCAUAAUAUUGUUAGAAAAUUGCCUAUGCAAAAGAAUCACUUAAUUAAAUAUUCAGACACAGUGUGGCUGUUCAAAUCGUGUGUAACAAUACAGUGGCCAAAUAAUACUUGUUAAAUAAAACCUCUGCCUUGUUUUAAUGAAUAUUUAGGCCUACUACCCUACUGUAUUUUAAUGCUGGUCAUUAUGGUGGUACUUGGAGAGCCAAGUUUUUUCUGAGGUGGUACUGAAAAAAA